This is a messenger RNA of Populus euphratica (Euphrates poplar), 872 nucleotides long. RefSeq lists its product as uncharacterized. The transcript has a single exon. The record is from RefSeq and is a predicted model, not a curated record. Bases 131 to 436 code for a protein of 101 amino acids. Gene Ontology annotation, cellular component: cytosol. Lineage: Eukaryota; Viridiplantae; Streptophyta; Magnoliopsida; Malpighiales; Salicaceae.
AUAUACAAGUACUUGAAAUUCUUUGGUAAGUUAUGAGUGAAGAAGCAUUGCAUUAAUAUGAAAGAACAAGAAAAAGAAAUUGAAUGAAGGUGUUCGCUUGUGGAAUGUGUUCGCUUCUUCUUCUCAAGGUAUGGCUUCUACUGACAAGCAGCAAAUAGGUGAUAGAGAUGCCGAGGAGAAAGAUGAAGACAAGGGUGGAUUUAUUGGAAAGGUGAAGGACUUCAUUAAUGACAUUGGUGAAAAGAAUGGGGAGGGAGCUAUUGGCUUUGGGAAGCCAACUGCCGAUGUUCCUGCCAUUUACGGCCCCUCCAUCAACCUUGACAAAGCCGACACUGUUGUUGAUGUGCUCAUUAAAAACCCUGCCCCUCUUAUCGAUAUCGACUACUUGAUUGAGAGUGAUUCAAGGAAACUUGAUAAAAAAGGAAAAAUCUACUAAAAUUGAUAAAUAUGGAAUAAGUAAUAUUGAUGUUCCCAUCACCUUCAGGCCUAAGGACUUUGGUUCUGCACUUUGGGACAUCAUUACAGGAAAAGGCACCGGUCACACCAUGAAAGGGCAUAUUAAUGGGGACACUCCUUUCAGAGCUAUGAAGAUUCCCAUCAGCAAGGAGGGUGCCACAACCAUACUCAAGAUGAACAAAGAAGAUGGUGCCAAUGAUGAUGAGGUAUGGUAACUGUUUUUGUUUGCUAGAUUCUUCAUUGUUACAUCAGAUUUUUGAUUGGCUAGAUUGAAAAUCCUGCUCAACAUUGUCUUGCUUCUUUCUUCUCAUAGCUUUUACGGUCUCGGCAGACAGUGUAGGUUAACACAGCUUGUGUCUGCAAAUCGUUACUUCUCUUGCCUUGCUUGUUAAUGAUUUCACGAUCCUUUCUCAACG